Molecule: messenger RNA, 1410 nt
Organism: Arabidopsis arenosa
Lineage: Eukaryota; Viridiplantae; Streptophyta; Magnoliopsida; Brassicales; Brassicaceae
Source: the annotation of a GenBank genome assembly
ACGCGCCUAAUUGUUUCUGUGUCACCUUCUCAAUUCUACUUCCUCAUUUCCCAAUUCGGAGUUCAUUGAUCUAUCUAGGGCUUCUGAUAAACUUCGAAAAACCCUAUUUUUGAUUUCUUCGUGAAUUACUGAAAUCAGUCUGGUGAAAAGGGUCUAAUUCGAUUGUGGAUUAGGGUUUUUUUUUAUUGCUUCUUUCAAUGGCGAUCAUCGGAGACGCGUUGCGUCAAGCGUUUAUGCCAAAGCAAGAGUACGAGAGCCUUAGGGAAGAAGAUAGAGCCUGGAUUAAGCUUCAGAGGCCGACAUUAAUGUCGAUCGUGGCCUUACUUAGCUUUGUCAUCUUCACUUGCACGAUCGUCAGCUUGAAAAUUGUAUUUCCUUCGAAUGUUCUAAAGAGACCAUUUUGCAGCGACGUGAAGCUACAACCUUUGCCUAUCUAUGGCAAAGCUCGUGACUCCGAUCUGUUUCCUGGUGCUUUUUACUUGACGGAUCAAGAAACUGUUGAUUAUUACUGGAUGGUCGUUUUCGUUCCCUCGACCAUAAUCUUCCUUGUAUCAUCUGUUUAUCUUGUAGCAGGAAUUUUUGUGGCUUAUUCUGCUCCUCACCGUCAUGGGUUUUUAAAAGUAGUUGAAAAUAACUACUGUGCUUCAAGAAGAGGUGGGGUCCGUUGUCUGUCAAUUCUGAAUGUUGUCUUUGCUAUCAUCUAUGGUCUACUUGCUAUAUUUCUCGGCUCAAGCCUCCUGACACUAGGAAGCAGCUGUUCUGUGCCUUUGUUUUGGUGCUACGAGAUUUCUUCAUGGGGUUUGGUAAUCUUGUAUGCUGGAACUGCUUUCUCCCUAAGAAGAAGAGCUGCUUUAACUAUUGACGAAGGAGAGUUUGGGAACAGAAAUGAUCAGGGCUUGGAGAUGCUUGAAGCUAAUCCUUUGGAAUUCACACCAGACGUUGAAAGACGAGUGAACGAGGGGUUUAAAGCAUGGAUGGGACCAUCUUUGUUAUCAUCUGAUGAAGAAGACGAACCCGAUUUUUACAAUGAAGUGCCGAAUGUAACUCAUACUCUUUCAAGCCGGCAAAGAUCUUGAUUCUUGAGAAAAAGAAUUUGGUAUGACACUUAUGCAAACCUCCAAAGAUGAUUGCUUCAGAGAUUGGGCUCACCAAAUUGUGCUCUCGGUCAUUCUCGGGUUCAUUUCAUGUCUCUGCUUUCUGCUGAUGUUGUUUAUGGACAGAUCAUGAGAAGAUUUGGAUCCGGAAGAUAAAUCAGAGCGGUUAGGAGUGUUGCGGUUGUAGAUACACAUACAGUGGAUCAUCAAGAUUGGGUUUGGUUCUGUCUUUUGAGCAGUCCAUGGUCGGUUUUGAUCGUUUACAUUGGUUAUUGUCGGAAUCUUGGGUUUCUAACAAUACAUUUUGAUGGUACAA